AUGCUCAUGGCCUUGGAUCCCAACGUGAAGGAGUUGUGUGUCUUUGAUCUCAGCGUUGCCAUGGUGCCCCCCGCGGGCGUCGCAGCGGAUCUGGGACACCUGGAGAGGAAGAGUGACGUGAAGGGCUACGUGAUGGAGGUCGGUCAAAAGCCGAUCGACAACCUCAAGGAGUGCCUCACCGGAUGCGACUUGGUCCUGGUGCCUGCAGGCAUGCCCCGUAAGCCCGGCAUGACGCGCGAUGACCUUUUCAAGGUGAACGCUGACAUUGCCAAGGGCAUUGUGGAGGCAUGUGCAAAGUUUUGCCCCGAAGCCGUUUUGGGGCUCAUCGUGAACCCCGUCAACUCCAUCGUGCCAGCCAUGGCUGAGCUGUAUAAGAAGAAGGGUCUCGACCCUCUGAAGAUCGUGGGCAUCACCACUCUGGACGUGGUGCGUGCGAACAAGCGGCGGCGCUCGGAGGGGGUCGGGUUCUCCGGCGAGAUCACGGGAAAGAACCCCAACUACAUCAACGCACGGGGCACCGAGGGGCCCUUGUUCCCCGAGUCGCGACCGCUGUCCACCGGUGUCCCCCGAGUCGCGGUUGGGAGCUCCAGCGGCUUCGUGGCGGGGUUUGAAGAGUACGUCUGCGAGAAACUUCAGUCUGCCUUCUGUGGCCCAGCGCUGACCUCGGAGCAGCUGCAGGUGGCGAGAAGAGCUGAGAAGGGCCUGGCGAAGAGCUCCUCGGGGAUCCAGGCGGAGAAGAAGUACGAUGGCAUUUUGGAUGAGCUAGAGGAGGCUGCGGUGAUCCAAGAGCAGGACGAGGGCGAGGAGGGCGAGGAGGAGGAGGACAGUUGGAAGGGGAUCAAGGAGACCUUCGGCUGGGUCCUGGUGGCGGAUGUCUUCAUCAUCAUCGGGCUCUCCAUUUGGCUGAUCGUGGGCUUUGCGCUGGCGCAACUCUUUAACAUUGAUCAAGUCUACCUUGCUUUCACCAAUCUCUGGGACCCGUACAUCCAGAGCCUCAUCGGCAUCCUCUUCGGGGGGCGGCGCCAAGGCGAACUGAGCCGGUUCGCACGAGCGAACUCGAUGUGUCCAGCGAGCCAACGUGCGACGUGUCCAGCCGAAGGUAGCCAGACCUUUCAUCACGAAAUCCGCAUUAUGCUGUCUUCGACCAGCUUGUGCACCUGUCAGCUCCGCUCCGUUUCGUGCCACGUUUCGCGCGUGUGGUCAGAGCUCCGCGCGCUCCACGGCACCACAGAGCGGCGACUGGUGGCCAAGACGAUUGAUGCAGAGAAGAUUCCAGAUUUGGACAAGCGGGCUUGCACGUCCAGGACGCGCGGAACCUCAGACGGACGCACGGAAGCCAUCGCUGCCGGCACAGAUGUGGUGAAUGCCAAGAGUGGCAAGGGAAGUGCAACGUUGUCGAUGGCCUACGCAGGCCCCGCAUGA
Molecule: messenger RNA, 1422 nt
Organism: Durusdinium trenchii
Lineage: Eukaryota; Dinophyceae; Suessiales; Symbiodiniaceae
Source: the annotation of a GenBank genome assembly